AUGAGAGCUGAAGCACCUGGGCAGGCUGAUGCAGCUCUCCAGGUGGCAGACACCCGCUCCCAGCCUGGGCCGGGGGGGUCCACGAGCAGCAGCUCUGGGGUCCUUUGCCAGGUGCUCGGCUGCAGUACCUUCACCUCCAGUGUCUCCUCAGCGGCUGAACGAGUCAGUGCCAUACUGUGGCAGGAGGAAGCAGGUGACAGAAGAUGCCCGCUGCUCUUCGUCCAGCUCAACGAGUUGCUCAGCAGCCCAGCAGGCCUGGAGUGGAGGGAGACAGCCAGGUGGAUAAAGUUCGAGGAGAAGGUGGAGGAUGGAGGGGAGCGCUGGAGCGCACCCCAUGUCACGGCGCUCCCGUUGCACAGCCUCUUUGAGCUGAGGAUGUGCCUGCAGAAGGGGACAGUCCUCCUGGAUCUGGAUGCCCACAAUUUCAAGGAAAUAAUCAACAAGGCACUUUCUGGGCAGCCUGAGGAGCGAGCCCUGCGGCCUGAGCUGAAGGAUCGCCUGGCAGCCCUGCUGCUCCGCCAGCCCCAGCACCAAGCCACCAAAUCCCUGCUGUGGAUGCUUGCUGAGCUCAGCCUCUCCCCCUGCAGAGGGAAGGCCAAAAACCUGUCUGAGCCUAGUGCCCAACUCUCAGAAACGCCUCUCAAGGAGCAGCUGAAAAACCAAUUCAAGAAGAAGCUCCCGCCAGGGGCUGAAGUAGCCAGUGUGCUCAUUGGUGAAGUUGACUUCCUAGAGAAGCCCUUUAUCACCUUCAUUCGCCUCAAGGAGAUGGUGGUCCUCGGUGCACUGACCGAAGUCGCUCUCCCUAGCAGGUUUCUUUUCAUUCUGCUGGGCCCACGAGCCAAAGCAAAAGCCUACCAUGAGAUUGGAAGGGCAAUGGCCACACUGCUGACAGAUGAGCUCUUCCAAAGGGUUGCCCAGCAGGCUGAGCACCAAGAAGACCUCAUUGCAGGGAUUGAUGAAUUUCUGGAUGAGCUGACUGUGCUGCCUCCCGGGAAAUGGGACCCCAGUGCUCGAAUCCCUCCACCCAACUGCCUGCCCUCUGCACACAAGAGGAUCUCCACACAUCUGCGGGAGUGGAAAUCUCCCUGCAACAGGAACAUGGCAGCUGCUGAGGACAGACCUGGCCCAGGGCAACCGCAUUUCAGUGAAGAGCUGGAGAGGACGGGAAGGCUCUUUGGAGGGCUGCUCAGAGACAUCCGGAGGAAGGCACCGUGGUACAGGAGUGAUUUUUCUGAUGCCCUACACAUCCAGUGCCUCUCGGCAGUCCUCUACAUCUACCUGGCAACAGUCACCAAUGCCAUCACCUUCGGGGGCAUGCUUGGGGAUGCUACUGCUAACAUGCAGGGUGUGCUGGAGAGCUUUCUGGGCACUGCCUUUGCCGGCUCCAUCUUUUGCCUCUUUGGCGGUCAGCCUCUCACCAUCCUCAGCAGCACUGGCCCUGUGCUGGUCUUUGAGCGCCUCCUCUUCUCCUUCAGCGAGGAUUACAGCCUGGACUACUUGGAAUUUCGUCUCUGGAUUGGGCUCUGGGUGGCCUUUUUUGGCUUGGUCUUGGUUGCCACUGAAGCAAGCUACCUGGUACAGUAUUUCACCCGCUUCACUGAAGAAGGCUUCUGUGCCCUCAUCAGCCUGAUAUUCAUCUAUGACUCCAUGAAGAAGAUGGUGAGCCUGGCAGACACCUACCCCAUCAACUGGCAUUACAGGACUGAUGAUGUCACCUUGUACACCUGCAUCUGUAACUUGUCCAGCCCAGGCAAUGUUUCAGCAUGGAACAAUACACUGCUCCCUUUGCCCGUCACCCUGCAGGAGCGCCCAGAGGCUGUCAUUGUAGCCAGGCUGAGCAGGACCCAGUGUUUGGACCAAGGAGGCCACCUCCUGGGAACCAGCUGCCACUACGUGCCUGAUGUCACUCUCAUGUCCUUCCUCCUAUUUGGGGGCACCUUCCUGUGUUCCACAAUGAUCAAGCGCUUCAAGACAACCCGCUACUUCCCCAUGGUGCUUAGGAAGCUAGUGAGUGACUUCUCCAUCAUCCUGACCAUCCUCAUCUUCUGUGCCAUUGAUGCAGUCCUUGGUCUGGAGACCCCCAAGCUCCUUGUUCCCAGUGAGCUGAAGCCCACAAACCCUGCACGGGGCUGGAUCAUCUCCCCCUUUGGAGCCAACCCCUGGUGGGUUUGUCUGCUAUCUGUGGUGCCUGCCAUCCUCGUCACCAUCCUCAUCUUCAUGGACCAGCAGAUCACGGCUGUCAUCCUCAACCGCAGGGAAUACAAACUUCAGAAAGGGGCAGGCUUUCACCUGGACCUCUUCUGUGUCUCCCUCCUCAUGAUUGUCACCUCCAUGACGGGCCUUCCCUGGUAUGUGUCUGCCACUGUCAUCUCACUGGCACACAUGGAGAGCCUCAAGAAGGAGAGCACAAUGUCGGCUCCAGGCGAGCAGUCCAAAUUUCUGGGCAUCAGGGAGCAGAGGCUGACUGGCUUGGUGGUCUUCAUCCUGACAGGAGUGUCUGUGUUUAUGGCGCCCAUUCUCAAGUAUAUCCCAAUGCCGGUGCUGUAUGGAGUCUUUCUGCACAUGGGGGUGGUGGCUCUGAACAGCAUCCAGUUCACAGAGAGAGUGCGGCUGCUCCUGAUGCCGGCCAAGCACCAGCCGGAUCUCACCUACCUCCGUCAUGUGCCUCUGCGCCGAGUGCAUCUCUUCACCUUCAUCCAGGUGCUGUGCCUGGUCGUGCUCUGGGUCCUGAAGUCCACCGCAGCUGCUAUUAUUUUCCCAGUGAUGCUACUGGCCCUGGUGGGAAUCCGUAAGGGGCUGGAGUGCAUCUUCUCCCUGAAUGACCUGAGUUGGCUGGACAGCAUCAUGCCCGAAACAGCCAGGAGGGAGGCAGAGGAGAAACUGCCCAGGAAGCUGGAGAAGGAGGGAAGUGACAGUGAGGAGUCUGAGCUGAUGCAUCGCCAAGGACCAGAAAUCAACAUCUCUGUGAAUUAGGAUCACAUCCGGGAUGCAGGACAAGCUCUGUGCAGAUGUAAGGACCUCGCAUCCUGCAUCCUACGGUGCCUCCUCUCUGCUCCUGCCUGAUUGCCCCUGACCUGAGAGCUAAAGAAGUCCUCAAGAAGCAUUACUUGCCCGUGACCUCAGUUGCUGGUAUCUCUACAGCCUGGCAAUUUCAAGCACCACAGUGGCUUGGGCUGCCCAAAGGGGGUUAUUUGGGAUGAAGGGAGGAGCUGGAACAGACGCUCAGGAGGAUGCAGCAUCUGAUACCUUAGCACAGCCACCACAUCUCCCAACGAGAUGGCCAAAGUUUGCUGGAGGAUGACAUGCCAGAGCGAGAGCUCCAACAGAUGGGGGUAAAGGACUGAUGGGGCUGGCCCACAGCACCUGCGGGGGGGAGCCACAGCCUGCUGCGGUGUCGCUCUGUCUUCUGCUUCCAAAUCAGCUCCUGCUUGGAGCCAGGGUGAUGACCCAGGGCUGGCGGUGAGACAGGCACACCCAGGCCAUGGUCACAUAUCAGCUGGUGCCCAUGGCAGGCUUGUGGCUCAGACCCCUCCACAGGCUGGGAGCCGCAGCCCAGAGUGGCUGCCCACUGCUGGCACUGCUCAGGGACUCACCCAGGAAGAAGCAAUUAGAGAAGGACAGUGACUGGCCCCCCGGCACUGAAGUGGGUCACUAGCCUCCUGCAGAAGAGCCACCGCAUCCCUCAGCCAGGGCAGGGCUGGUAAGAGUCCUGUGGCACCCUGGUGACAUUACAUUGCAAAACUCAUUCUGAUAAUUAAAUAUAAUUUGUGUUUGUUUUAAUAAACAGUGCUUUGCCCUUGUGCCAUUUGCUUGGCUCUUCCUUCAGGUGGGAAAACAAUGUUUUCAUCUUAGGCCAGCCAAGAUCUUGCCCCUGGCAUGGCAAAACCUGGGCAUGGCCAGGACAUGAGGAACCUCUGUUGCAGCAAGAUGCAGCUUCUGGAGCUGGGUCGAAUUGCGCGGUCGGUGCUGCACACUUGCCUCCAUGAGCUGUCCAUUCCCCAUGAGCUGAGCCAUCUUUCCAGCCCAGGGGACUCCUGUUGGACCCAAGGCUCAUCUUGGGGCUGGGAAAACUGCACCAAUCCUUCACAUACAGGGUGUGUGCUCUGAUAUGGGCCUAUCCUCUCUGCUGGGACUCCCCUCCCUGAGCCCAGCAUGUUCUUGUUCCCCGUGUACAUACUCCAUCCAUGGCUGCCACUCGGCAGAUGUCCUUUGUGCUGCAGUGAUAGCAUACAUAGGCCCAGAGUGAGGCCAAGGGUCUGCCAGGGGAGGGAAAACGUGAACUGGCUCCUGUCUGUAUCCCUGGCUGGAUGCCAGAGGCGUCUCUGCGUCUGCUCCCAGGGCCACUGUCAUGGGGAGGGAAGGGAUGACAUCUGAGAGGUUGGCAGGAGACAGGGACAGAUAUGGGGGCUGGUUCCUGGGGCAUGCUUGCUGCAGAUAGACAGGUGCAUCCCUCUGCCAGCACAUCUCUGCAAAAGUACUCGAAUCAACAAACAGACAUUUUCCAUCCAAACUGAUUUUUCUUGUAAAAUUCCCACCUGGCCCCUCUGGCACUGAAAUUUCCAUGAAGACUUCUGCAGAGAUGACAAGAGGCACGGGGCAAGCAGCCCUCUCUGGGAGGCUGUGCUCUGCCCGUGUCCCAUCCUACCCACCAGUGGUGAGUUCCACACCAUGCCUCCUAUUGCCCAUACCACCCGCAGCACACAAGACUGUGGUGUCACUCACAUGUACAACCUUUGAAGUAGCUUGGGCCCCAUGCGUGAGAGGAAGUCACAGAGCUGGACUUUAGCACCGUGGUGAGAUGCACUGUGCCUGCCGCAGCCAAACAAGGCAAAGUUACUGCCUUCUGCCACUCCCAGCUGCCUGACACCAUGCCCUCAGGCCUACUGGCAUGGCUGCAGGCCAGCCCCUCCCUAGCCCCAUUCUGUCAGGCUGGACGGGUUUCCAAACCCCACUAUUAAACGUGUCUCAGCUGAACCAUGUUGUUUGGAGAGAACAAGUUCGGGGACGACUUGAUGGAGAGCUGUGCUGGCGGGUUAAUGCCAGCAGGAGGGCAGAGCGUCUCAGGGCUGACUUCUGCAGCCAGAACAGCCUGAAUCCAGGCUGCAAAAGGUUUAGGAGCCUCUGGAAGGCACAGAGCAGAGAAACAGCAGAUGUUGGAGUGUGACGUGUCUACUGAUCUGGGACUCCAGGGAGUGGGCGGCAUUACUCGGAAGACUAGAUACCGUCUGGGAUUUGCCUGUCGUUGCAAUGGGGUGAUACAGAGACUCAUAGGUCUGUGCAAAGUGAGUGUGGGUGCUGGAGCCAAGCCCACACAGCCGUCACACGCAGAGACGCUCGCCACUCCGGUCUGCCCUGGCAAAGAGGAAGGCCUUGGUCCAGACUACACACCAGCUAGAGCCAGAACCAGGCCCUGAACGCCCUGAAGAAGGUCCCAGCAGCGGCAGGCACAACCUUGACCAGCGACUGACAGAGGGCUGGAUGGGGUCUAACGUCUCCUUUACUUCUCUGCAGGCCACUUGUCCACAGCAGGGUAUUUUCAGGACAGCAAGUAAUAGUACCCCAGAACACACUGCACUUCACAAACAAGCA
This is a messenger RNA of Struthio camelus australis, 5589 nucleotides long. The record is from RefSeq and is a predicted model, not a curated record. NCBI's taxonomy places the organism in Eukaryota, Metazoa, Chordata, Aves, Struthioniformes, Struthionidae.